AUGUUGUUAAUCGAUUUAUCCAUUACUAUUGACCCAAACUUUAUGCUCUUUGAGCUGGUGGCCUACCUCGUCGUCGUCAUCGUCGUCGUCACCCUCUCGAGGGUGUUCUACCUGUGGACCAAGACCAAGCUUGGUGCCACAGGCCGCUACGCGGGGCGGCGAUCAUCGAGAUCUACAAAAGUCCGUCUGCCUCAGUGCCUCGCUCGAAUUCAACUGGGAACACAUGCGACGGUGAUCGAGACGGGGAAAGUCCAUCUGCUUCAUGUCCCCCACGGGAAUCUAUGCAAAGCGACAACCAUCGGGGUCAACGAGUUCGAUUUGAGAAAUGGUCGAGAAGGGGAGGGCUCCCCGGGAACUAGUUCCCUACGAGAUGACGUGAGGCUUUUGCCAGUCAACCCACAUGAACCCAAAUAA
Molecule: messenger RNA, 414 nt
Organism: Aspergillus calidoustus
Lineage: Eukaryota; Fungi; Ascomycota; Eurotiomycetes; Eurotiales; Aspergillaceae
Source: the annotation of a GenBank genome assembly